AUGCCAUCUCGGCAAGAAGUCUCCUACUUUGGAGCUGGGCCAGCUCCUCUGCCCACCCCCGUUGUUGAGGCAGGCGCAAAGGCAUUCGUUAAUUUCAACGACUCCGGACUCGGUCUCGGGGAGAUCUCGCACCGUUCACCGACCGCAAAUAAGAUCCUCGAUGAGGCCAAGGCGAACCUGACUGCCCUCCUCGAUAUCCCGGAUAACUAUGAGAUCCUGUUCAUGCAGGGUGGUGGAAGUGGAGAGUUCAGUGCUGUCGUGCACAACCUAGUGUCGGUCUGGAUCAAGCGCCGCCGUCGCAGAGCAGAGGCCGAACUUGUGAAGACGAAUCCAGGUGCUGAGAAGGCUCAAGUGGACGAGCAGGUUUUCCAGAGACUGCAGAAAGAGGUCGAUGAGGAAUUGAAGCUGGACUAUCUCGUUACCGGAUCCUGGUCACUCAAGGCCUCCCAGGAAGCUGCGCGACUAGUCGGCUCCAAGUAUGUCAACGUUGCCCUCGAUGCUCGAAAGAGCAACGGAGGAAAGUUCGGUACAAUCCCUGCGGAAGAUACUUGGUCAUUGACCCCAACCAAGCGCGAAGGCGGAAAGGGCUCAGCAUUUGUCUACUUCUGCGACAAUGAAACCGUCGAUGGUGUGGAGUUCCAGAGCUUCCCCAAGGCACUAGAAGCACAGGGUCAGGAUGAGGAAGACGAGCGUCUUGUAGUGGCUGACAUGAGCUCCAAUUUCAUUAGCCGCAAGGUGGAUGUUCAUAAAUACGCUGUGAUCUUUGGCGGCGCGCAAAAGAACAUUGGUGUUACCGGAAUCACCAUUGCCAUCGUUCGCAAGGAUCUGCUCCCUCCUCACACUGCGACUCCUCCGGCUACUCUCCUGCAUCGACUCAACAUUGGUGGCUUGCCUGGUCCUGUGGUAUUUGACUAUGCCACUAUUGCCAAAAAUAACUCUCUUUAUAACACUCUCCCGAUCUUCAACCUUUGGAUCGCGGGCCAAGUCAUGGCUGAUCUAGUUGGUGCUUUCGGGGCACAAAAGGUCAGCGGGCAGGAAGCUAUCGCCGACCAGAAGGCUCAGCUUAUCUACGGCGCCUUGGAUAAGUAUCCAGGUGUGUACCGUGUUGUCCCCGAUAAGCGUGUUCGCAGCCGUAUGAACAUCUGCUUCCGCAUUUGUGGCGGAGAUGAUACGAAGGAGAAGGAGUUCUUGGCUGGUGCAGAAAAGCAGUUGCUUCAAGGUCUGAAGGGUCAUCGUAGCGUUGGUGGAAUCCGCGCUAGUAAUUACAACGCUGUCCCUCUGGAGAACGUCCAAAAGCUGGUGCAGUACCUUGAGUCCUUUGCGACGGAGCAGUAG
Molecule: messenger RNA, 1335 nt
Organism: Penicillium chermesinum
Lineage: Eukaryota; Fungi; Ascomycota; Eurotiomycetes; Eurotiales; Aspergillaceae
Product: O-phospho-L-serine:2-oxoglutarate transaminase
Exons: 2
Coding region: 1-1335 (444 amino acids)
Biological process (GO): L-serine biosynthetic process
Cellular component (GO): cytoplasm
Molecular function (GO): pyridoxal phosphate binding; O-phospho-L-serine:2-oxoglutarate transaminase activity
Source: RefSeq, a predicted model, not a curated record